Aphidius gifuensis is the source of this 2845-nucleotide messenger RNA. Its product is annotated as band 4.1-like protein 4. Gene Ontology annotation, cellular component: cytoskeleton. The transcript is spliced from 15 exons. Bases 387 to 2729 code for a protein of 780 amino acids. The record is from RefSeq and is a predicted model, not a curated record. Lineage: Eukaryota; Metazoa; Arthropoda; Insecta; Hymenoptera; Braconidae.
UUAAAAUUAUAAAUGUUAUUAUUUUAUAAUUAAAUAUAAGUUUGUUUUUUUAUUUUUUUUGUUUUGUUAACGGUGAUUUUCAAGUAUUUAUUAUGACACGUGACACUGUGAUGUAUUUAUUGAUUAUGAUUUUAAAUACAAGGAAUUUAUGUGCGUAAGAAAUAUCGAUCAAUUGUUUACGUGGCACAAUCGAGAGUUCAAGAUCCGGUUGUAUUAGUAUGUGUAAAGAAUAAUGAGGAGAAUAUUUGUCUGACUGGAAAUAAAUUUAUGAAAAUUAUUUGAGGAUAUAUUGGAGAGGAAAGUAGAACCAGGAAGAUUCGUGUGGUUACAAGACGAGACAACAUAAAAAAAGAAAUCACAUUAAAUAUAAAAAAAAUAAUAAAAGGAUGGUGGUCGACUGGCUGUGUCCUGGAUUGAGGCCCACUGGUAGAAGAAGACCUCGAAUACUUCAUUGCAAGGUCAUACUUCUUGACGAGCAUGAAUUACUCCAAGAUGUAAUGAAUUCAAACCUGGGACAGGAACUCAUCGAUCGAGUAUUUAGACAUUUAAAUUUACUUGAAACAGCUUAUUUUGGUCUACGAUAUUUAGAUCAUGAAAAUCAAACGCAAUGGCUUGAUCCAAGUAAAAAAAUUGGUAAACAAUUAAAAACACGUAAACAUGAUUCAUCAAAUGAUUCAUUUACACUUUAUUUUGGUGUAAAAUUUUAUGCAGCAGACCCCUGCAAACUCAUCGAGGAAAUCACAAGAUAUCAAUUUUUUCUUCAAAUUAAACAAGAUAUUGUACAGGGAAGACUUCCGGUAACAUUUGAUCUUGCUGCUGAAUUAGGAGCCUACGUUGUACAAUCUGAACUUGGUGAUUAUGAUCCAAGAAGACACUCAAUCGGCUAUGUAAGUGAAUUUCGUUUUCUCGCAAAUCAAACAGCAGAACUUGAAUCGAGAAUAGUAGAACUUCACAAAACUCUUGUUGGCCAAUUACCAUCAGCAGCUGAAUUAAAUUAUUUGGAUAAAGUUAAAUGGCUCGAAAUGUAUGGAGUCGAUCUCCAUCCAGUUUUGGUAAUUAAAAUUAGCUUAAUUUAUUACAAAAAAAAUAAAAAAAAAAAUAAUUUAAAUAAACCGCAAUUUAAUCAUUUUAAUUAUUUAAAAAUAUUAUUUAAAAUUAUUCUGCAGGGGGAGGACAACGUCGAGUAUUAUUUGGGUCUGACACCAAGUGGCAUAAUUUUACUUCGAAAUAAAACAAAAGUUGGAAAUUACUAUUGGCCACGUAUUAAUAAAAUGUACUACAAGGGUAGAUAUUUCAUGCUUCGUGUGAGUGAAAAAAAUUCUGAAGAACGUACACACGGUUUUGAAACACCAUCACGUGGUGCAUGUCAUCAUUUAUGGAAAUGUUGUCAAGAACAUCAAGGUUUUUUUCGUUUAAUGGCAACUGGACCACCACCAUUAAGUCCAUAUUCACGUUUUCGUUCAUGUAGUCCAACUCCAUCAGAUAAACAUAAUCAUAAUUCAAUACGUCGUAAUCCACAACCAAGAUUUAAUCGUGCACCAAGUCGUCGUGCACAAAGAAGAGUUGUUGAGGGUCAAGAAAUGAUUGGUACAUAUAUUGAAACACCAAUUAAUGAACGUAAUAUUACAACAAAUAAUAUACAAUCACAUUCACAAAGACAAAUUAAUAAUCCAAGUCCAAGAAGUACAAGAAGUGCACCAUGGACACAAAAUCAACCAAGAGGUCUUUAUACAUCAUCAAGUCCACGUUCUGUUCGUUCUGCUGGAACAGCACCAGUUUUGUUGAAUCGUCUUCAUAGAAGAAGUAGCUCUGUUGAGAGUCAAAGUUCUGGUGAUAGUCAUAGUCGUACUGGUCAUAGACGUAGAAGUCACAGUCACAGUCAUCGAAGACACAGUCGUCAUUCUGAUUGUGAAUCUGAAUUAUCAAGAGCAUCAGAUAGCAGAUCCGGUCAUCGUAAACAUCGUAGAAAACACAGAAGUUCUCGUAAUUCAAGAAAUUCAAAUUCAAGACAUGAACUUGUUGACUCAGAGCCACAAUGGAGAGAAGCACAAAAACGUAGAAAUGAAGGACUACAAAAAGCUGUUGUUGUAAGUCAUACUGAGCCAAGAAGAAGACACAGAAGUAGACACAGAUCACCAUCACAAAAAUUACCAGAUGAAUUAAAAAGACAUCUUGAAUUUAGUCUUGUUGAUACAAGUGGAAUGAGUGAACAACAACGUCGUGAAAUAUCAUACAAAGUUAUACAAACACAAUCAAAAUUACAAAAUCAUCAUCAAGCUGAUAAUAAUCAUGGAAAUGAUAUUGAUUUAUCACCACCUAGGAUUGUCGAUUGUAGCAGAGCACUUGGAACAAUUGAAAGAAGAGACAGAAGAUUACGUCAAAGUCGUGAUGAUAUUUAUGAUACAAGCAGUAUGAGAAACAGUCAUUAUACAGAAUUCAAGUAUCCUGAUAUGAGAAAUAUAUACUCAAGAGCUGAGUCAGUACGUAGCAGUAGAAUUGUCGUAGGAAAUAAUGCUGAUAGUGGAUUUGGUGAAAGUACACCACAGGAUAUAUCAUCAUGUUGUUCAAGUUCUGCUGAUAGUUCCAGGCCAACAAGAAUAAUGCAAAUGAAAAUUGGCGAUUAUAAACAUGAUUAUUUGACAAAUCAAGAAUUGCCAAAUGAUCAAACACUGGAUGUUGUUCUUCAACCAAUAAUAUCAACUUUAACAAGACGACCAAGGAAAUUUUAAAUAUUAUUUGUAAUAUUUAUAGUCACCAAGUGGAACUAGCUGGAUGACGUUGUCCAUAUGUUAAAUAUAAUUUUUGUGUAUACCUCAUUUAUCAAGUUAAUAAAUAAUUAUUAUCC